CUGCCAUUUUGUAUCUCCACAGUCUGGUCAGAGGAAGUUGGUCGUCAACGAAGAAGGAAGCAAAUAUGCGACUGUUCACUUCAUCUGCACAUUUAAUCAAAACAUUUUAGUGUUUGAUUGUUUAGAUAAAUUGACGUUAGUAUCGGUUGGUUGACUGCUCCUCUUGUAAUCUGUCCAUCAUCGUGUCGGCCUUCAUCUUGUUUACGUUUUGCUUUAGAGGUAGCAGGAGAGCUAACGCUAACGACGUUAGCCGGCUAGCUUAGCUAGCAAACAGCUGUAUAAGCGUUAGCUUUCUAACGCUAACCACAGUCAGUGGCGAAAUGGCGGCCAACACGACACAAGUAACCCCUACAACAAACUGGUCGUAUGGUGGUUCUGGAGACAGCCAGGUUCACGAAAACCCAGAAUGGGAGAAAGCAAGACAAGCACUGGCGUCCAUUAGCAAAAGUCAGAGCUCUGCUAAGACUACUCAAGCCAACAGGACAGCAACGGCAGAGGCUGGUCAGUUUCAGCCAGCAGUGACUGACUCUGCUGCCAUGCAGCAACAGCAGCAACAACAACAACAGCAGCAGCAGCAGCAACAACAGCAACAACAACAGCAGCAGCAGCAGCAGUACUAUCCAUGGUACCAGCAAACUCAGCAGCAUUAUCCUGGAUACACGUACCCUUAUAAUUACUACUACCCCAUGGGUCCAUAUGGAGCUGCUUAUCCACCAAAUCAGUAUGGUGUACCCCCAGGGCCUUACCCCGGAACUCCCACCUCUAAUGGACAGCCUCCCCCGGUGCCUGGAAUGGAAGACCAGUCCCCUGGCUACCCCUCCCAAACUCAGCCUCCUCCCCCUGCUACUCCCCAGCCACCCCAGAGCCCAACCACCACAGAGAAACCCCCUCCCCCUCCACCCCCACCUAUUCCUCCUCCUCCGAACUCCCAGUACCCCCCUCCUCCAUCACAAAAUGCUUACAGUGCCAAUAACUCCAUGCCAUACCCACCUGGUGACCCCAACCAAAUGCAAGUUUACAAUCAUUCCCAGGGAAGGUCUAACUAUGGACAGGGCUUCCAGGCACAGAACACCUAUCAGGCCUCUCAGAAUCCCUCCCAGCAGCAACAGCAGCCAGGCCAGUAUGUACCAGGGCUUGGCAGAGGAGAGGCCAACAAAAACAAAAACCAAAAACAAGGACAGCAACUGUGGCACCGCAUGAAACAGGCACCUGGGACAGCUUCAGUGAAGUUCAAUAUUCACAAGAGGCCCUAUCAGGUUCAGUGUUCUCCAUUGUCCAAUCAGACUUUCCCUCCAGGCGAGCAGCCCUCAGGAUUGAAUCCAACUCCUUCCUCCCCGGGUUCUGCCAGCGCUGCACCUGGAGGGGCUCAGACACGACCCCAGGACUGGCCCCAGGCUAUGAAGGAGUACGUGCAGCGCUGUUUCACAGCCUGUGAGACAGAGGAAGACAAAGAUCGUACAGAGAAGGUGCUGAAAGAAGUUCUGCAGGACCGGCUGAAGGAUGGCUCUGCUUACACCAUUGAUUGGACUCGUGAGCCAUUGCCAGAACUAAAGGUCAAGCAGUCUCGUUGGGAAGCUGUUUCAUCCCAGAGGUCAUCAGAUGGCUCAAUUAGCCGUGGUGGAAGUACAGUGGCUGCAUCGUCAAGAGGCAGGGGUGGUGGACACAGACUGGGCCACUACAGGAAUGUAUUUUCUCAGAGGAGUCCAUCUUCUAGUUCCUCCCGAUCCUCCUCCCGCUCUCCAUCCCCCUCCCAUGGCCGACACAGGGACCGCAGCAACCAAAGGCAUAGACGCAGUGAUUCUGGCUCACAGUCAGACAGCAGCAUUUCCAGUGACCUCCGACCUCAGCUGUCACGAAGGAAUCAGAGAGGUGCACGUGGUCGUGGUAAUGACAGGGAAAGAGGCCGUGGAGGUGGAGAGCGAGGAAGAGGAAGAGGAGGAAAGGCAAACAGAGGAAGGCGAAACAUGGAUGAUUCCAAUGCAGCUGUGGGAAAGAAAAGAAAAGGUGGCAAUGCUGGUCUGGAUUUCCACGACCCCAACAGAGAGGCCAAGAAGCAGAGCAGAGCGGCUCGUUUCCACAAGCAGCUUCGCUCAGAGCCCCUGGUUCUCUCCAUCAAUGCCCUGGACUUACCUGAUGGGACACAGGAGGGCCUCAGCUGGGAGGACUGCCCCAUUGUGGGAACAUGCCAGGAUAUUACCAAGCCUUACCUGAGGCUCACCUGUGCCCCAGAUCCCUCCACUGUGCGCCCUGUACAUGUCCUGAGGAAGUCUCUGCAGGCUGUGAAAGUCCACUGGAAAACCCACCAGGACUACACCUAUGCCUGCGAACAGAUGAAGUCUAUACGACAGGACCUCACGGUCCAAGGAGUUCGUACUGACUUCACAGUGGAAGUGUACGAGUGUCAUGCUCGUAUUGCUCUGGAAAAGGGAGACCACGAAGAGUUCAACCAGUGCCAGACCCAGCUGAAGGCCCUGUAUAAGGACAAUCCCUCAGAGAACAUUGGAGAGUUCACAGCAUAUAGAUUGAUGUAUUACAUCUUCACUAAAAACUCUGGAGAUCUGACCACUGAGUUGGUGUACUUGACCCCGGCGCUGCGGGCAGAUGAGUGUGUGUCUCAUGCUCUUGCACUCCGCGCUGCCUGGGCAUUAGGAAACUAUCGCCGUUUCUUUAAGCUGUACCAGGAAGCCCCGCGCAUGGCUUCAUACCUCAUUGACAAGUUUGUAGAGAGGGAAAGAAAGGUUGCUCUUCGGGCCAUAGUCAAAACGUUCAGGCCCGACUUGCCGGUGCAGUAUGUGCAGUCCAAUCUGGGCUUCUCUUGUUUAGACUCCUGUAUGGCCUUUCUUACUGGGCUAGGUGUCACCUUCUGUCCCUAUGACCCCCAAAAGAUAGACUGCAAAGCCAGCACAGCCACUUUGGCUGCUUCCUGAGGGGGGUGGGGGCUUAGUGCCAUGAAGGGAGACGUUAAGGGACCAUCAUGGAUCCUUACAUAUACAAUGCACUGCACUUCAGACACCUGAGCCUGUUCAGAUAGAGUAGCUGGCAGACUUAACAACUAUAAAAGACCCAUUUAGAAAGAAACAUGCUAGAAUACCUUCCAGAUGUAGUUUCUGACUCAGAUCACACUCAGAUAAACACGAGGAGUCUGCACACAUUGUCACUCACAUAUUGUACGUUAGCCUAACACCCUAACUACAUUUAUAAUGCCAGGAAAGUGAGUGAACAGUUAAAGUUUGGGGUUAACAUUUAAUCUGAGCACUAAAAGGCCAAGAAGUCACAGAACCAGAUCAGGGAGGCACCCUCAUGGUUCCUGUUCCAUAGCCACCAUCAGAUGUCAAAGCUAACAGUGUUCUGUUAUGUCUUUUCCUUCCUCAAGUCAACAGCUUCAAGACCUGAAGAUUCAAGCCUUGUCAACCAAAAGGGAAACACAAACAGCCGUUCUUCAAGUCAUCCAGCUCUCUCCUGUUUAAAGUGAAGCCCACAGAUUCAGGUCAACGUUACAUAUUCCUCUUAGAGACUGUGAAACAACUCGGUGAGAAGAUGCCAACAGUUUGUCUGAAAAAAGAAGAAGAGGUGGUGGUUUGUAUGUCCUGUCCUGCACCCCGUUUCCUCAAGGUAUCUACAGUUGGCUGUUCCUUGUCCCUAAUCAUAAGGCCUGUAAGAGCAAUGGACUCAAGUCUGUUCCUGAUUGAAUUAAGUUGUAUUCAUUUGCUGGCCACAGUCAUGAAAUAGUUGGCCAGCCUUCCGGAAAAAGUCUCAAUCUGAUGAGCAUUGACUUUGUGUAUGAUAAAGAAUGCAGGCGAGUGUUCUUCAUCAAGGUGAUCUCCUCACUCCCCCGUCCCCUUAAAGCUGAGCUCCAUCUCCAGGAUCAAAGCAGCCAGAGGCAGAGAGGGAAUCUGCCUCCAUCAUCCUCAGGUAGAAGUCCUGCCAGCAGCCUGGAAUCCAUCAGACCACGAUCAACACAGCAAAGUGAUAAAGCCCAUCUUUGAUCCACGUUGGUUGUCUCAACCUCACCAGCUGUUAAUCAAAAGAAACAGCCCAGCGUCUUUGAAUACAGCUGAAGGUGAAUUCAGCAUCGACAGGAAACCUGCUGCUGCUGCAACAAGAAGGAGUAACAAUGAGUGGUUUGUAUGCUACCUCUGGUUCUGGUGUGCAAGGCUGGUAAGCGAGAGGGACUUCUCUGGAAGGAGGUGGAUGACGGCACAACAGAGAUGUUGCCUCACAUUUCUUCUGUGUUAAAUGUUUUAUGUGGUAGUGUUUUGGACAGCAGUAUUGGCCUUUCUCUUGACAAAAGGAAACAAGCAUUAUGGAGCUGCAAUGCAGAUUUUUAGAAAACAUUUUCAGGUUGAUAUUGGACAAAUGAAUUAAGUAUCACAUCAAAUUUGACUUCGUAAAAUACCAAAAAUGGCGACAGUAAGAUCAUAGAAAUGACACUGUCUGCCAUAUGGUAAAGUAUUUAACAUCAAAACUUGAGUUUUAAACUGAUGCAGACUGCAAUAAAGAAGGAGGGAGAUGUAAGCUGAGUUAAGACUAGUGCUUUAAUGUCCAUUUCAUUCAGCAGCUAUGAUAAAAUGUUCCAAAAUACAACCUGCAGCUGUAGCUUUUUUACCCAAAGUGAAAGACAUAAGUUUCUGAGUGGCAGUGGCGUUGUAGUGGAGUUUGUUCUUUUUGAUGCGAUUUUGGUCCAUUUAUCUUCAGGAGGUUUGUUCUUUUCAGGACCUAGAAUACUAUUGGUGGUGGUGGACACUGUUUUAGGUGAUGAUUGGGGAAAAUAUGUACAACAAUAUUUAAAAUACUAGUGAUGUGGUUAAAAAAUGUACUCCAAAACCAACAGAACCUUUCACACAGAUUUAUUUGGAUACUGCUUUCCUUCAUAUUCUACAAUUUGGGCCCUCAUACUGAAGGAUUUUACUGAUAUUGAAAGCACAGGUUGACAUUGUUCCUCAUAAUUUGAUUUAUUUUAAUUUUAUUUGAACAGUAUUCAUUUACCACUGUAGAAAUUUUGAGCCUGAGGUAUUUAAGACUGUGGUGUGACUAACCAGAACAUGAGUGAAGGCAGGCUUGCUGUACAAUCUACAUGUUUACUUGUCUACAGAGUAUAUUUUUGUAAAUAUUGUAUUAUAUUGCUGUGAUUUCUUUUGUAGUUAAUGCAUAGUGUAGGUUUUUUGUUCACACACGGGUAAGUGUGAUUUUUUUUCUUCUGCGAAUCUCUUCUUAGACUAUCUAUGUGAAUAUGUAAAUUUAAAUGCAGAUAAUUGGAUUGGCGUGUGUGCCGUGUCUUCAUCAGUGGAGUUAAUCAUCAGCCGUUUCCUGUGCUAGUUUCUCCCAGUACAGCCUGAAAACAUUAGCACCGCCUCCUAAAGCAGAUUGUGGCGAGAUAUCAUGCUUAAUUUCCUGUGGUAGUACAAAUGUGGUUGUUAAAAAUGUCCCGUUAAUAGGCAAAACACACAGUGCCACAUUUGUGUCAUGUAACUGUUAAGUUUUGGCAGAUUGUUUCAUGCAAACAAACGUCAUGGUAACGCCCUCCACAAAGAGAUGACUUUCCAUCAGAUUGACAAAACGCUCUUGUAAACCUGACUCAUCAAUUUGUUCAAACUGUUCACUGUUGACCAUUAUUUCAGCAAACGAUUUGUAAUGACAACGAUCUCAACAUGUUUUCUUUCUUCCCCCUUCAUUUACCUGACCCCCCCGCCUUCUUUGCUGUUCCCUCCCCUCGCUCCCUAAACCUUCCUCUCACACACCACCAGACCUCUCAUUCUUCAGCUCGUAGCACUGCUGCAUUGCAGGAGCGCACGGAGCGAUGAUAAGUGGGCGAAUCACCUCCAGACGCCAGCCGGAGAGGGUGAAAUUGUGAGCAAUCCAAGUGUUGGUUUGACCCACUCAAGUUGAAGCCGCACAGCUGAUGAAAUACAUGGGAGCCUCACAUAGUGAAACACAAGAAAUGUUGAUGUUGCUGCUAACGAGAUUUGCUGCUAACCCAAAUAUUUAAAGUGUUUUGUUUUUUUCUGUGCCUGUUUAGCUUUAAAAAAAAGUUUGACAUUUGACAAAGUCAACAUGUACUGCUGUUUUCUGUCUGUCCAGAUGCAUUUAUACUUUUUUUAAAUAAUUUGCCCACAAUUUUUCGCUGGGAAAAAUCUGUCAUCAUUCAGUAUUUGUUUUGUUUGACCCCAUGUAUAUUUAGUUAGGAAUCAUUCGGCUGGUGUUAUGUUGGUGGACGAGUAGGUUCCAGAGUAGCAGUAGAGCCUUAAAUCCGUAAUUUUAAAAAAAUGUGUCUGGACAUACAGAACAGUUAUCUGAAACUCACCUGCAUUUGUGUUAAUUUUCCAUAUUAAGACAUCUUCUAUAGGCAAUGCUUCUUAUCUGAUCGGUGCUGGUGUGUGCUCCCAUGCUAAGAAAUGACAUUUGGUUUCCUAUGUGUACAAGCUUGACUGGCGGUAGUUUGUUGCCUUUGGUUUGUGUAAAUGUGAAACUUUUGACACAUGGUUGAAGUGUGUACAUGUGAUGUCUCAGGUUUUCAGCAUUGAUACAGCCCAGGAUGUUUGCUCUCUUGUUUAUUAUAUAUUUAUUUUCUUUUUCUUUUUUUUUUAGUAGAAUAUUUACCCCAGACAACUAACAAUACACAUUUUCAUUUUGGGUGUUUUGUUUUCCCUCUCCGAUGCCCGAGUCAUGUUUUCAGUAUUUGAUUUGCUCCCAUGUGACUGUAUACCUCCUCAUCAGUCUUUGUAACUCCUCUCUUGAUAUUUACUGGAAGAACUCCCCUGUCCUGCACCUCUGCUGUGUUCAUCCCCCGCCUUUUCCCUUUUUAAAUUAGUCUCUGUUCUUUCUAUUUACCCCUCUCCCUGCAUGCUGUCCUCUCCUGCGCUCCUCCUACAACUCUCUAACCAGUAUUUGUUCUCUCUUCAUCCUUCUCUUUUCCUUUGUUGAGUAUGUUUGUGACCGUCUGCUGUGUGCAGUUAGUCACGCUCACUAGUAAGUAUUGUAUUGCGUCUGCAAUGCUUUAAUAGUUUAUGUUGCAGCUCACUAACAACUGAAGCUGAAGGUCUAUCUGCAAUGCCUCCUCCCUAUCGACAGAUCUGACGUGAUAAACUGCCAUUUUGUAAAUAUUGUGUGUAAAUAUAUAUUUUUGAAAAAAAAUCUAAUAAACAUCAAUUAUAAAGAGCAA
Messenger RNA from Epinephelus lanceolatus (giant grouper), 7159 nucleotides. RefSeq names its product leukocyte receptor cluster (LRC) member 8 (gene leng8). Gene Ontology annotation, cellular component: nucleus. The record is from RefSeq and is a predicted model, not a curated record. Lineage: Eukaryota; Metazoa; Chordata; Actinopteri; Perciformes; Serranidae.